AUGGAUGAUGUCGAUUUGCGACAGAAAAUCCUCCAACGGACCCUUCAAGAGGUAGCUGAUGAGGAGAAGGAGACCGCAAAUCCUUGUGUUAUUUGUCUCGACACUAUCACCGAGCCGUGUGUGGCACAGCCAUGCCACCAUUCCAACUUCGACUUCCUCUGCCUUGUGAGCUGGAUCGAGCAGCAACCUAAAUGCCCAUUAUGUAAAAUCGAGUUGACAGGAGUGCAAUACGACCUCAACGCCACACAAGGCCCGAAGCUAUACAAGGUUCCGCCCCCGAGCACAACAAUCCCGACAGUUCCAGCCGCUGCCCGAUCACGUCCCAGUAAUCGCUAUGCCCCAAGAGGAGGACGACGUCCUCUACCCCUACCGCGACCACAGCCAGAUGACCCACUCGAACGCCGGCGCAACGUCUAUCGCAACCAAACAUACUCUAUGCGAGUCGGAUCUAAUCGGUUGUCUCAAUAUCGAGAACUGACGCCAGAGCUCUUCAGCCGUGAUGAGGAGCUCGUCUCACGCGCGCGGAAAUGGAUCCGCCGUGAACUACGAGUCUUCUCUUUCCUGAACCCGGAACCGGUGGAAGAAGAGCGGAUAUCUCACCAGGUCUCGCGCCCUGGACCUCAACGGCUGGAAAAUCGCAGGGCGAACAAUGCCGAGUUCCUGCUGGAAUAUGUCAUCGCUAUCUUACGCACGGUCGAUCUCAAAGGCAGUGCUGGACAGGCGGAGGAGCUGCUGCGUGAUUUCAUCGGCCGUGACAACGCCCGUCUGUUCCUCCACGAAUUGCAGGCGUGGUUGAGGAGUCCGUAUAAUUCUUUGGAAGACUGGGAUCGUCAUGUUCAGUACUCGAAUACUCCACGGGAUCGACUUCUGUGA
This is a messenger RNA of Penicillium expansum, 873 nucleotides long. Its product is annotated as RING finger domain protein. Lineage: Eukaryota; Fungi; Ascomycota; Eurotiomycetes; Eurotiales; Aspergillaceae. Gene Ontology annotation, biological process: protein monoubiquitination; protein polyubiquitination. The transcript is spliced from 3 exons. The record is from RefSeq and is a predicted model, not a curated record. Gene Ontology annotation, molecular function: ubiquitin protein ligase activity. Bases 1 to 873 code for a protein of 290 amino acids.